AUGCCUACCGAUCCCGACUCAGACUCCCCCCUGCAGCUCCUGUUCCUCGGGACAGGCACCUCCACCGGCCUCCCCCUCACUCCCUGCCUGACCCUCACCCAGCCCUACCCCGCCGAGUUCUCCAGCCACCUACCUCUCCCUGCUCCCAAUUCCUCGCCAGCCAAGGGCGAGUACAAUCCCGAUGGUGAAUGGCCAGAUACGAUCCCCUGCGCGUGCUGCCGGGCGGCCGUCUCCCCCGAUGUGCCCGAAGGAUGGAAGAACAAGCGAGGCAAUACCAGCGUGAUUGUGCGUAAGCGCCGAGCUGCGACUCAGGCUGCCGAUGGCGAAGAAGAGGAGGAAGGGGAGUGGAGAAAUGUGAUUGUCGAUGUGGGCAAGACGUUCAGGGAACAAUCAGCGAGGUUCUUCCCGAGAUGGGGUGUCAAGCGGAUCGAUGCGGUCAUUCUCACCCAUGGACAUGCGGACGCCUACUACGGUCUGGAUGAUCUUCGGGAAUGGUGUUUCCGCCAAAACUGCGUGAUUCCAGUGUUCCUCAACCGGGAGACGUACGAGACGGUCGCGAUGUCGUUCCCGUACUUGGUCGACAGGAAGAAGGCUAGCGGAGGUGGUGACGUACCGGCUCUUCGCUUCCACAUCAUUGAGGACGAUGCGGACUUUGAGGUCGAGGGGAUCCGAGUACGGGCAUUACCAGUCGAGCACGGCAUCUAUUUCCAAGAUGACGAGCGGAAACCCCUCAUCUGCCUCGGUUUCAUGUUUGACGAAUCCAUCAUCUACAUGUCGGACGUUUCCGAGAUCCCCCCAGCGACCUGGGAACGUAUGAUGGACCGAAACAUCCCCGAUUUGUCCGCAAUGACCACCUUCAACUCUACCAACAUCAGCGAGCAGCCAUCGGGGUACGACUCGCCCAAUCGGCCCAAGGAGUCCCCUCCCGCCGACUCCAAACCUCUUCCACUCAAGAAGAAGGUCCCCCGCCCCCUCCCUGUCCUCAUCAUCGACAGUCUCUGGCCCCUCGUCCGCCACUCGUCCCAUAUCCACCUGCCCGAGGCGCUGCGUAUCGCCAUGCGCCUCAAGCCGAGCAUCACGUACCUCGUCGACCUCGUCCACCCCGUCUCGCAUUACAUGUGGCAUGAGCUCUGCGCGAGUGUGCGGGGUGAGAAUGGGAAGAAAGGGUGCCAGCAUCCGGAUGAUGAGCAGGCGAGGGAGCUCAUCGGGCGGUUCUGGAACGAUAAGGACGUCAAGACGAUAGAGGGGAAAGUGAAGAAAUGGGGUGGGAGGGUCGAGCCGGGCUGGGAUGGGCUGGUGGUCGAGGUCAAUGGCGACGGCGGUGGGGAGGAGGGAUUCGAGGUGAUUGAGGGGAAGGGCGGGAGUGGGCCCGGACUGGCCAUGUGA
Molecule: messenger RNA, 1386 nt
Organism: Dioszegia hungarica
Lineage: Eukaryota; Fungi; Basidiomycota; Tremellomycetes; Tremellales; Bulleribasidiaceae
Product: beta-lactamase-like protein
Exons: 5
Coding region: 1-1386 (461 amino acids)
Source: RefSeq, a predicted model, not a curated record